GGAAGUAUUCUGACCAAUCGGCAGUUCAGUACACGCGUACGCUUGCAAGAGAGUCUGGCAUGAAUGUGUUUGUAAACAUGCCUGAGAAUUUCUGUUUGAGAGAGAAGUAUGGAUGUUCCAAGGUCGAGAAAGAAUAUUGCGAUUCUCCUUCCAAAUGCAAUGUGCACGUGAUUGACAGAUCGCCACCACGCACAACUAUUCUUCAAUUUUUCAGAACAGUGUUUCUGCCUCAAGGCUAUCCAGAGACUGUCAGCCAAGAUUAUCUGGCUUACCAGAUAUGGGACACUGUGCAGGCCUUUGCCAGCAGUUUGUCCAACAGCCUGGCAGCCCAUGCUCUGCUACAAGGCAUUGGUGUUGGGGAUGAGAAUGCUACCGUACUCGCUGCCACCAUGACGUGGAUAAUGAAAGAUGGAACUGGCAUGAUUGGUCGUAUCAUUUUCGCUUGGCUUCAUGGAAGCAGCUUGGAUUGCAAUGCGAAGAGAUGGAGAUUGUUUGCAGACUUCUUGAAUGACAUCGCUAUGUGUCUGGAAAUUCUGGCACCUCUGUUCCAGGCCUAUUUCCGUUUGGUGGUGUGUUUUGCUGGAGUGUGUAAGUCCAUUGUUGGGGUGGCAGGAGGCGCCACAAGAGCUGCUCUUACACAGCAUCAGGCUCGUCGAAACAAUAUGGCAGAUGUUUCUGCUAAGGAUGGAAGUCAGGAGACUCUGGUAAACCUGUCAGCUUUGCUUUGUAGUAUAGUACUACUACAAACAGUCAGUGGUCACUUCUGGUUGACUUGGAUAGUAUUUUCUCUGCUGACAACGCUGCAUCUGUUUGCUAACUACCGUGCUGUGCGAGCUGUGUGCAUGGAAUCUUUAAACCAGGCACGUCUGCAUAUCAUUAUGCAAGACUACUUCUCUUAUGGCACAGUCCCUGAUGUAGUUACUGUCAACUUACGUGAGCCUGUUGUGAUGAUUAAAAGUCAAAAGCCAAACAUUGCCUUGGGUGUCUCUUUCAGCACAGCAUGCUCAAGGUACAAAGAUUUUGAGUCCAUAAAGAAGGCCUAUAGUGAUUUGUCUUCCAAAUAUUUACUUUGCUACAGUAAGGACAGAGACUUGUUGAUUAUAGUCCUUAGUCAUGAGGCAGAGGUCAAGGACCAACUACAGGCAUGUGUGCAGGCUGAACUUCUUAGGUUCCUGCUGCAAAAGCCCCGUCAGGCAUUGAGUCCACAGUUUCAGCAUUUGGUCAGUCACUUGGAUGUAGAUGAUGAGGUAACGGCAAUGCAGCUAACAUACAAAGCCUCAGAAAAGCUUAUGCCAAGCUUACUGCAAGAAUUAAAGAGUAACGGUUGGAUUACCAGUUAUACACUUCUUGGUGCCAAUGAGUGGCGUGCCAGCUGGAAAUUCUCGAGCUCCAAGCACGAUUGAGACUAGGAGAGAAUGUUAUACUUAGCCUGCCAAAGAGGCAAAAAAUAUAGCUUUGGGGAUCCCUGUUGUCAUGCAAUAUUGUUAUUAUAAUCACUCACUGUGCUUCAGCCUGACAGUAAUGUUUUACUGAUAUUAGUAACAGGAUGAAUGAACGCAAUGAUAGAAUGUUUGCAUGAUGGUGCUAGAUUAGAAGAAUUUCAGUACUUGUUUUGACAAUGGGUAAAACAUAAAUAGGACUUUGAUGUAAGCAAGUUUUCAGCUUUCCUUCUCUUUCACAACAUAUGAACACAUUAUUAUUAAAUUCCAUGGGAGAGAAGAUUAUCUGACAACCUAUAAACCUUUGACCUGUAAUGUUUCAGUUUCUGUAUCCUGGAAGGUUUUGUCAUAGUUGAGUUAGGAGUGUAGUAAAUCUGUUCUUGUACUCUAUCUUGCAUAUACAAGAUAAGCCUCUACUACUGCUAUGCACAGAGAGGUUAAAACCUCUCAAUAAAGACUAUCUGCCUUUUAA
Pomacea canaliculata is the source of this 1911-nucleotide messenger RNA. RefSeq names its product RUS1 family protein C16orf58 homolog. The record is from RefSeq and is a predicted model, not a curated record. The transcript has 14 exons. NCBI's taxonomy places the organism in Eukaryota, Metazoa, Mollusca, Gastropoda, Architaenioglossa, Ampullariidae. Bases 60 to 1403 code for a protein of 447 amino acids.